CCCCCCGUCGCGCGUAGCUUCCCAAGCUCGGAAGCCGCUGUACGCGCACGCACGCGCGCUCUCGCGCGCCCCCCCCCCCCUCCGCUUGUCGGUUCGCGCUCAGCCGGGUCCCUCAAUCGAGCUUCGUCCCUCAGUGUCUUCCCCCGCUCCUCCUCCUUCUCCCCUCCGCAUCUCGGACUUGUCACUCCAGUUUAGGGCUGCCCGUGUAAACACCUCCUUCCAAUCUCCUCUCAGCUCACUUCAGCAGCGGGCGAGGAGGCUGGCAUGUCCGGGCAGCAGCCGCAGCAACUCCCGGCGACGGCUCCUCAAGCGCCGAGCAACCCUGCCCCAUCGGCGGCCUCGGCCGCGCUUCUGCUUCACCCGCCGCCGCCUCCGCCACCAGCCACCUCGGCCCCGCCGCCGCCGCCGCCACCGCCGCCUCCUCCACCCGCUAUAGCAGCGCCGACACCCUCCGCCUCGUCGUCGGGCUCCGCCGGGCCCAUGUCUGCCGGGAGCGGCGGCGGCGGCGGCAGCAGCAGCAGCGCCCCGGCCCCUUUCCCUCACGGCGGUGACCCGGCCCUUAACGAACAAGAGAAGGAGCUCAAGCGGCGUCUCAAACGGCUCUACCCGGCCGUGGACGAGCAGGAAACGCCGCUGCCCCGCUCCUGGAGCCCGAAGGACAAAUUCAGCUACAUCGGCCUCUCGCAGAACAACCUGCGCGUCCAUUACAAAGGCCAUGGAAAAACUCCAAAAGAUGCUGCUUCUGUUCGAGCUACACAUCCCAUACCUGCUGCUUGUGGAAUAUACUACUUUGAAGUUAAAAUUGUCAGCAAAGGAAGAGAUGGUUAUAUGGGAAUUGGUCUCUCUGCUCAAGGUGUGAAUAUGAACAGACUACCAGGUUGGGACAAACAUUCAUAUGGUUACCAUGGAGAUGAUGGACAUUCAUUUUGUUCCUCUGGAACUGGACAACCCUACGGUCCAACAUUUACAACUGGUGAUGUCAUUGGCUGUUGUGUAAACCUCAUCAACAAUACAUGCUUCUACACCAAGAAUGGACAUAGUUUGGGUAUUGCUUUCACAGAUUUGCCGCCAAAUCUGUACCCUACAGUAGGACUUCAAACACCAGGAGAAGUAGUGGAUGCUAAUUUUGGGCAACACCCAUUUGUGUUUGAUAUUGAAGACUAUAUGCGAGAAUGGAGAACCAAGAUUCAAGCUCAAAUUGACAGAUUUCCAAUAGGAGAUCGGGAAGGAGAAUGGCAGACAAUGAUCCAAAAGAUGGUUUCAUCUUAUUUGGUACAUCAUGGGUAUUGUGCAACAGCAGAGGCCUUUGCUAGAUCUACUGAUCAGACUGUACUAGAAGAAUUAGCUUCCAUUAAAAAUAGACAAAGAAUUCAGAAACUGGUUUUAGCAGGAAGAAUGGGAGAAGCCAUUGAAACAACACAACACUUGUAUCCGAGUCUACUAGAAAGAAAUCCAAAUCUUUUAUUUGCUUUGAAGGUACGUCAGUUCAUAGAAAUGGUCAAUGGUACAGACAGUGAAGUUCGAUGUCUAGGAGGUCACAGUCCAAAAUCUCAAGAUAGUUACCCUGUUAGUCCUCGAUCAUUUAGUAGUCCCAGCAUGAGCCCCAGCCAUGGAAUGAAUAUUCACAGCCUAGCAUCAGGCAAAGGAAGUAGCACACACUGUUCUGGUUUUGAAAGUAGUUGCAGUAAUGGGGUGAUAUCCAAUAAAGCACAUCAGUCUUACUGUCACAGUAAACAUCAGUCUACCAGUUUGAAUGUACCAGAACUCAAUAAUAUAAACGUAACAAGAUCACAGCAAGUUAAUAGCUACACCAGCAAUGAUGUAGAUAUGGAAACAGAUCAUUAUUCCAAUGGGGUUGCAGAGACAUCAUCCAAUGGCUUUUUAAAUGGGAGUUCUAAACAUGAUCAUGAAAUGGAAGAAUGUGAUACAGAAAUGGAAGUUGAUUCCAGUCAGUUAAGACGUCAACUGUGUGGAGGUAGUCAAGCAGCCAUUGAAAGAAUGAUUCACUUUGGCAGAGAAUUGCAAGCAAUGAGUGAGCAGUUAAGAAGAGAAUGUGGCAAAAACACAGCAAAUAAGAAAAUGCUUAAAGAUGCAUUCAGUUUACUUGCAUAUUCAGAUCCCUGGAGCAGUCCAGUAGGAAACCAACUGGACCCCAUUCAGAGAGAACCCGUGUGCUCAGUUCUCAAUAGUGCAAUAUUGGAGACCCACAAUCUACCAAAGCAACCUCCACUUGCCCUUGCAAUGGGACAGGCUUCGCAAUGUCUAGGAUUGAUGGCCCGGUCAGGAAUUGGAUCCUGUGCAUUUGCCACAGUAGAGGAUUAUCUACACUAGCUAUGCAUAUGAAGAUGUCCAAGGUGUAUAAUGUGGCAUAUAUUCAACAUGAAAGUAGAUCAGCUCUGCCGAUUGGAGUUGGAUUUUUUUUUUAAUUAUGUACUAAGAACAGGUCUGUUGCUUUACAUUGCUUCCUAGUUUACAGCAUGACGCAAAUGAUUUUCUAACUUACUGUUGGGAGAAAUUUUCUGUCCUUAACCAGAGUUAAAUAUCAUCGAUAACAUCAGAUUAAAAACCCUUUAAAGAAUUAUUCCAAACAAACCAAAAAAAAGUCUUACCUUCGUGGAAGGUGGGGCAAAAUAGACAAUGUUGUGGAUGUGUUAGUAUGUGGGUGAUGUAAACUUCAAGCAGGAUAAUUUGCCAACUUCCACCCCCAUUAUUACAUAGAUCAAUCAGUGUAAUUUGCAAAAUGCAUAAAUACCUGACAGUUUGGCUGUAUAGUAUUGAUGGGAAGAAAUGUUUUUAAUGUGUACUGUAAAACUUGAAAUACUCAGGAGCUGAGUAAAUAUGUUUGUUGCUACUUACAAUCUCAACCUGUUUCCUAGUGGGUUUUGUUUUAACAUGGUCUUUUCAACUCUGUUUCCUGUUUAAUUGCAGCCAACUUCUGUAGACUCACCUGUUUAACUGUUGUAUUAUAACAGUAUUACAUGUCAACACAGUGUGGUUAUGGCCUAUUUAUAUAAAAACCAAAUAUUUAGUCAAUUUCAGUCUUAAUUUAAUCUUUGUACACCCUGCAUUUUUAAAAGUGCUUAAAUUAGUACUCUAUUGCAAUAAAAUGUAAUAUCAUAAUUAACCAGCCAUUAAAUACUUCUACAUAUGGUAGGAUGGCUACCUUACCUUUUUGCUCAUGUGUUCUGUUUUAGAUCUUGAAUAAUGAAUUUCUAAACCUCAAGUACAUUGAGAUACACCACUAUGUAAAGUAUAACGUGUCCAUAUGUGCACAGGGACAAGGUCAUGUUGCUGCAUCUGACUAGAAUUGUUUAUCCACCUCCCUGGUUUCUGGAUUUCUAGCAGUUAUUUCCCUGUGCUUGCUUUUUUAAAUGAGAGAGUUCAGAUGAUCAGGAAGCUGAGCUCUUGUACCCCCAACCACAGAAGCAGAAUAUACACAGAGCUGUGCAACAUUCCUCCCCUGGCAGCACACCCAAGCAGAGGAAAGGAGAAUCCGUUAUCCCCAGCAGUUUGGCUUCCACAGAAAUUGGAGGAGGCUCUUUUGGAGGGCAUUCUGUCUGCUCUUAUGCUAAUCUGUAAAACUAACUUCAGAAGAGUGGCUUGCUGCCCUCCUGUAUACUGUGAAACAUUGACUGCAUUUGAAACAUUGCAGAUACACUUUCAGCACACUGAAAAUAGCUGUAAGCUGUUAGUCCGGAGUCCUGUUUCUUAGUAGCCCUUUGUGUGUGUGUGUGCAAAUUUAAUUUUUUUGUAAAAUUAAAUUUAAAAAGAAAACUGAAGCAUAUUGGUGUCUUAUCAGCUUUUAAUCAUGGUCACCAGUUCCAUGACUCAAGGCCCUUAUUCCUAUAAAACUUGUUGGCAUACCUUUUUCCUGUACAAUGACCUAAUCUUACCUACCAUAAUCAUCUUGCUUUCUAAAUUACAGCGGGGCAGUAUCUGAAGUAGCAGCUGCACAAGGUUUCCAGUAUUCGGCAAAGUGCAAGGGCUAGGCAGGCAGUCAUGGGGCACUAUUCCCACACACCAUCAGUCGCCAACUUCUGUGCCAGUAAUGUAGAUUAGGGAUGUUAAACAUUAGGCAGUUAAGUGUUUAACUGCUAAGAUGAGUCUUAUCCCGUAGCGAUUUCUAGUAAACAAUUAAAUGACCUUGCUCAAUCUCUUACUGUGUGCAGGCCCUUUGGGGUUAGUGUACACACACACACACACACAACCUGAGACAGAAAAACAUGAUAUAAUUUUUGUCUUCUAGCAAUCGGAUGCUGCGGGUGAUUCUUUCCUGUGGGGUUGGGGUUUGGUUUUUUUAAUGCAGCUGUGAGUGUUUCCUGUUAAUAACUUUGAAUUGAUUUGUAUUUAAAUGACACAUCUGUAGUGCAGAUUGAACAUUUAUGGUAACUAUCCUCCUGAUUUUUCAAUCAGCUGCUUUCUAACUGAUGGACUUGGGCCCUAGUCCCAUUGAAAACAAUUAUAGAGUGAUGCACCUUGAGGCAAUAAAUAAAUAUAUUCCACUUUCA
This is a messenger RNA of Hemicordylus capensis (graceful crag lizard), 4508 nucleotides long. It is a transcript of the gene RANBP9, whose product is annotated as RAN binding protein 9. The record is from RefSeq and is a predicted model, not a curated record. Gene Ontology annotation, cellular component: cytoplasm. Lineage: Eukaryota; Metazoa; Chordata; Lepidosauria; Squamata; Cordylidae. The coding region runs from base 265 to 2331 and encodes 688 amino acids. The transcript is spliced from 14 exons. Gene Ontology annotation, biological process: cell surface receptor signaling pathway; cytoskeleton organization. Gene Ontology annotation, molecular function: protein binding.